Molecule: messenger RNA, 3309 nt
Organism: Anthostomella pinea
Lineage: Eukaryota; Fungi; Ascomycota; Sordariomycetes; Xylariales; Xylariaceae
Source: the annotation of a GenBank genome assembly
AUGGAGUCCAGGAUGGAGCAGAAGGUCUUAGACUCGAGAAUUCCUGCCCUCAUCCGGAAUGGAAUUCAAGAGAAGCGCCGGAGCUUUUUUGUCGUCAUUGGAGACAACUCCAAAGACAUGAUCACCAAGCUGCACUUCAUAGCAACACAGCAGAACCUGAAGCAGAACAAGUCGGUACUAUGGGCGUACAAGAGCAAGCUGCUUGGUUUCACUAGUCACCGAAAGAAGCGCGAGAACAAGAUCAAGAAGGAGAUCAAACGCGGCAUCCGUGAGGCCAAUACCGAUGAUGCUUUCGAACUAUUCGUCACUCUCAACGACAUCAGAUAUUGUUAUUACAAGGAGACCGAAAAGAUAUUAGGUCAAACCUUUGGCAUGUGUGUUUUACAGGACUUCGAAGCUAUCACACCGAACACUCUUGCGCGCACAAUCGAGACGGUGGAAGGUGGUGGCCUAGUGGUCUUGUUGCUAAAGGGUCUUCAAAGUCUCAAGCAGCUCUACACACUUUCUAUGGAUGUCCACUCGAGAUACCGCACCGAAGCCCAUGACGACGUUACCGCGCGAUUCACCGAGCGCUUCAUCUUGUCGCUAGGAAGCUGUGAGAGUUGUCUCGUCAUCGAUGAUGAGUUCAACGUCCUGCCCAUUUCCGGCGCCAAGGGGGUAACCGCACUUCCUGCUCCCGAUCCAGACAAAUCAAAGACCGAGGCCCAGAAGGAGCUAGAAGCUAUCAAGGGAUCGCUUCAAGAUACACGCCCCGUCGGAUCGCUCGUCACCCUGGCUCGGACCGUUGAUCAAGCAAAGGCGCUGUUGACCUUUGUUGAAGCCAUUGCCGAAAAGACUUUGCGGAAUACGGUUACCCUUACAGCAGCACGUGGAAGAGGUAAAUCAGCCGCCCUCGGAGUUGCAGUGGCAGCUGCUAUUGCUCAUGGAUACUCGAACAUCUUCAUAACCUCACCGUCUCCCGAGAACUUGAAGACUCUGUUCGAAUUCCUCUUCAAAGGCUUCGAUGCUUUAGGGUACUCAGACCAUGCCGACUACUCUAUCAUUCAGUCUACAAAUCCCGACUUUAAUAAAGCAAUCGUCCGUGUCAACGUUCACCGAUCCCACCGCCAGACCGUGCAGUAUAUCCGGCCCCAGGAUGCCCACGUCUUGGGCCAAGCUGAACUUCUAGUCAUCGAUGAAGCAGCAGCAAUCCCACUACCUCUGGUGCGAAAGCUGAUGGGGCCUUACCUCGUUUUUAUGGCCUCGACCAUCAAUGGCUACGAGGGCACGGGUCGUGCUCUGUCCUUGAAACUCAUUAAGUCUAUGAGAGAAUCAUCAAGAGCCGGGGCACCAACCAACGGCACCGAACUUGCUGACCGGUCAACUGGAAGAACUGCCAAAAUCCAGGAGGAGAGCCACCAAGGGGGACGCAAGCUAAGAGAGAUUACCCUUGCCGAGCCAAUCAGAUACUCCCAGGGCGAUCCUAUCGAGCGGUGGCUCAAUACUCUUCUGUGUUUAGACGCGACUCUGCCACGCUCCAAGAUAAACACGCAGGGUUGUCCGGACCCGUCUCAGUGUCAGCUGCUCAAAGUCAACCGUGACACCUUGUUCUCAUUCCAGUACGUCCGUCCAGUUUGCCGUCCUCAUUUUCCUCUGUCGCUCGCCAGGACGGCCUAUCGAGUGUUCUACACUUUGAGCACUGAUUUGCACUACGACCUACCGAAGUCAUCUGACAGCAAUAUGGUCGCUCUAUACGUGGCGAGUCAUUAUAAGAAUUCACCUGAUGAUCUACAAUUGAUGAGUGACGCUCCCGCUCACGAGCUAUUCGCCCUUACAGCUCCGAUUACUGAAGCUGGCCGGUUGCCGGAACCGCUUUGUGUCAUACAAGUUGCCCUGGAAGGUAAGAUCAGUCGACAGAGCGUUUUGAACAGUCUGAGCCGCGGCUCGCGACCUGCUGGCGACUUGAUUCCGUGGCUGGUCUCGCAACAAUUCCAAGAUGAAGAUUUCGCGUCACUGUCUGGAGCUAGAGUGGUACGCAUUGCCACGAAUCCAGAUUAUGCGGGCAUGGGUUACGGUUCGAAGGCACUCGAGCUUCUCACCGACUUCUACGAAGGCAGGUUCGCUAGUCUGUCCGAAGAUAGCGACCUUGGUGUUGAGGAGACGAUGGUCCGAGUCACGGAUGCCGAGUUGGCAGAUGCUUCUUUGCAAGAUGAGAUCAAGGUUCGCGACAUCAACAAAAUGCCGCCACUCUUCGCCAAGCUUUCCGAGGUGCGACCUGCGACUCUCGACUAUGUAGGUGUCAGCUAUGGGCUAACCCAGCCACUUCACAAAUUCUGGAAGAGAGCUGCGUUUGCGCCCGUAUAUCUGCGACAGACAGCGAACGAUUUGACUGGGGAGCAUACCUGUGUGAUGCUUCGACCGCUCGAGCGAAGCGACGACACGACGUGGCUAGGAGCGUAUGCAAACGACUUCCACUCUCGAUUCCUCUCGUUGCUGUCAUACCAGUUCCGGACGUUCGCGUCCAUCAUGGCGCUGAGCAUCGACGAGUCGGCGAACUCGGGGGCUCGACUUGACCCGUCAACCACGCCUCCGCCGCUCACCAAAGAGGUCUUGGACUCCCUCCUCAGCCCUUUUGAUAUGAAAAGGCUUGAUUCCUACUCCAACAACAUGCUCGACUACCAUGUUAUCCUCGAUCUCAUACCGGCGCUGGCAAAUCUCUAUUUCACUGGUCGGAUCAGGGGCGAUGUCAAGCUCACGGGUGUGCAGCAGGCGAUCCUGCUGGCGGUCGGGCUGCAGCGUAAGGAUAUGGAUGCGGUUGCAGAGGAGCUCUCGCUUCCGACGUCUCAGCUCCUGGCCAUGUUCAUCAAGAUCAUGAAGAAGAUGACGUCGCAUUUCGGGUCACUGAUCUCCGGGGCUAUUGAGGCGACCAUGCCCAAGGCGAAUGCCAUCGGCGUCACUGUCGAGAAUGCGAGCGGAGUACACGAUGACGAGAAGGUAGACACAAGGUUUGCCCCCCUGGAGACGGCAUUGCAGGAUGAGUUGGAGGAAGGCGGAGAUGAGGCACUGAAAGAACUGCGGCGGAAGCAAAGAGAGUUGAUCGACUCUCUGCCAUUGGACCAGUACGAGGUAGAGGGCGAUGCUCCCGGAUGGGUGGAUGCGGAGAAGCAGGUGCAGAAGGCCAGCAAGCACGGACAGUCUCGGACGGUUGUGAGCGUCAAAUCCAGCAAGUCCAAGAGGAAAGCCGGCGGGGCUACGGCGGCAGAGGUUUAUGAAGAAGCAUUUGCAGAUAAGCCACACAAGAAGGCCAAGAAGUCGAAGAAGAGCCACUGA